AUGCUUUCCUCAACCUCAUUUCCCGGUGUAACAUGGGACAACGACAAUUGGCUCCUCAGCACAACCAAUUUCGACCAAGGCCACUAUCAAUCUCGCGGGUCGGUAGCGAACGGCUAUCUCGGCAUCAACGUCGCCGCAGCCGGCCCGUUCUUUGAGAUCGACCUUGACGAAGAAGGUGGCGUCAUCAACGGCUGGCCGCUCUUCUCGCGGCGUCAAACCUUUGCUACCAUCGCAGGUUUUUACGACGCACAGCCUAGGACGAACGGAACAAACUUUCCAUGGCUUUUGCAGUAUGGGUAUGAGAGUGUGAUUAGUGGCAUUCCUCAUUGGAGCGCACUUAUUCUUGAUCUAGGAGAUGAUGUCUAUCUCGAUACGACUGUGGAUAACCGAACUGUUCAUAACUUUACGUCCACUUAUGACUUCAAGGCUGGCGUUUUGGAGUGGUCGUAUACGUGGAAGCCCAAGGGUCAGAAGGGCUCUUAUGAGAUCAACUACCGGCUGUUUGCACACAAACUACAUAUCAACCAGGCAAUCGUGGAUUUAACGAUCGUCCCAUCCCUUGAUUCCGAAGCGACGGUUGUCAAUGUGAUUGAUGGAUACUCGGCAGUGCGUUCAGACUUUGUCAAAGCGGGCGAAGAUGACGACGGCGCUAUAUUCUCAGCUGUGCGACCAGUGGGAAUCGCCAAUGUGACCGCCUACAUUUACGCACAAGUCAAUGGAUCAAAGAGCCUCGACCUGUCUCAACGAAAAUUGGUCCAUGGAAAGCCAUAUGUGCACACCAACGAAUCAUCUAUUGCACAAGCCAUUCCUGUCAAGUUCUCAGCCGGUGUCCCUGUUCAUAUCACCAAAUACGUAGGAGCUGCUUCCUCCGACGCCUUCGAUGAUCCUGAAAAGAUUGCGAAGGAGGCUUCGCGUAAAGCGAUGGAGGAGGGAUACGAGAAAUCUCUUCUUUCACACGUCAAGGAAUGGGAGAGUGUCAUGCCGAGUGACUCUGUGGAUAGCUACGCUUUUCCUGAGAACAACACGCUCCCUAAUGAUGAGUACAUCAUCGACUCUUCUAUCAUCGCCGUCACAAACACAUACUACCUCCUCCAAAAUACAGUCGGCAAAAAUGCACAAAAGGCAGUAUCAGGCGCCCCCGUCAACGUCGACAGUAUCUCGGUCGGCGGGCUUACAUCCGAUUCCUACGCCGGCCUAAUCUUCUGGGAUGCAGAACUCUUUAUGCAACCCGGUCUCACAACAUCGCACCCAGAAGCUGCUCAGCGUAUAACGAACUACCGCGUUGCCACAUACGAACAGGCCAAGAAGAACAUCGCGACUUCUUAUGCUGGUUCUCAAAACAAGACUAAGUUUUCGGAGUCAGCGGCUGUGUAUCCGUGGACUAGUGGUCGGUUUGGGAAUUGCACUGCGACUGGUCCUUGCUGGGACUAUGAGUAUCAUUUAAAUGGCGAUAUUGGGAUAUCUUUGGUGAAUCAGUGGGUUACGAGCGGUGAUACCGACUUCUUCAAGGAGACGCUGCUGCCGAUUUAUGACUCCGUUGCGAACCUCUUUGCGGAUUUACUCAAACCCAAUGGAUCGUCGUGGACUAUCACGAACAUGACUGAUCCCGACGAGUAUGCGAACCAUGUCGAUGCCGGCGGCUUCACCAUGGCACUCGCUUCCGAGACCUUGAUCCAGGCCAACAAGAUCCGCCGACAGUUUGGAAUGACAGAGAACAAGACGCAGGACGAAAUAGCCUCUGAUGUGCUCUUCAUCAGAGAAAACGGCAUAACUUUGGAGUUUACGACCAUGAAUGGCAGUGCUGUCGUCAAGCAAGCUGACGUGGUACUCAUGAGCUUUCCUCUGGGUUACAACGAUAAUUACACUGACCAGAAUGGACUUGACGAUCUGGACUACUACGCGAACAAGCAGUCCCCCGACGGGCCGGCCAUGACCUGGGCAAUCUACUCCAUCGUAGCCGACGAGCUCUCCCCAUCUGGCUGCUCUGCAUACACCUACGCACAGUAUUCGUACAAGCCUUAUACACGACCUCCAUUCUAUCAGCUUUCCGAACAGUUGGUGGACAAUGCUACUACGAAUGGUGGCACGCAUCCAGCAUAUCCCUUCCUCACUGGGCAUGGAGGCGCUAACCAAGUGAACAUUUUUGGGUACCUUGGACUGCGACUCAUGCCUGAUCAGGGUCUUCACGUGAACCCGAACCUGCCACCACAGAUUCCGUAUCUUAAGUAUCGAAAGUUCUACUGGCGUGGUUGGCCUAUUUCUGCUUGGUCGAACUACACCCAUACUACUAUCUCUCGACGUGCGACGACUAAACCUCUUGAUGUUGCGGAUUCUCGGUAUGCAAAUAAGAGCAUUGUAGUCUAUGCUGGAAAGCAAGGAGACUCUGCACUUCAUCAUUUGUCAUUUGACGAGCCUGUUGUUAUCAAGAACAGACAAAUAGGCAGUGUCAACACUGUCGAUGGCAAUCUUGCUCAAUGUCGCCCCAUACAAUCUUCCAACUCAUACGAACCGGGACAGUUUCCUCUCGCGGCUGUUGACGGAGCGACUUCGACAAAGUGGCAGCCCUCAAAGGCCGCUGAUGUCAGCUCACUGACUGUUUCUCUUGCGACGAAGGAUAUUGGAUCUAAGGUCAAGGGCUUCUACUUCGAUUGGGCGGAUGCACCACCUGUCAACGUCACAGUUCUAUUCCACAACAAAACAAUCGAUGAUCCAGCAAAGGCCUAUGGGACAUCGAGCCACAACUCAGGAUAUGAUGUUGUUGUGUCCAUAAAGAAGGUCAAGCUCUCGGAUGCAUAUAACGCGAAGACGGAUAAUCUAGACGCCGUCGUCAUGCCUAAGGGGAACACUACUAAUGUCACUCUCCCGGAGCCUAUUCCUUUGUCUCGAUACGCCACAUUGCUGAUCGCAGGGAACCAGGCUUUGGAUGCGGUGGAUGCCAAAGCUGGUAAUGGUACAGGCGCUACAGUCGCUGAGUGGGCAAUCUUGCACUAA
Messenger RNA from Fusarium subglutinans, 2991 nucleotides. Its product is annotated as ATH1-Acid trehalase vacuolar. Bases 1 to 2991 code for a protein of 996 amino acids. The transcript has 4 exons. Gene Ontology annotation, cellular component: fungal-type cell wall. Gene Ontology annotation, molecular function: carbohydrate binding; alpha,alpha-trehalase activity. Gene Ontology annotation, biological process: trehalose catabolic process. NCBI's taxonomy places the organism in Eukaryota, Fungi, Ascomycota, Sordariomycetes, Hypocreales, Nectriaceae. The record is from RefSeq and is a predicted model, not a curated record.